Molecule: messenger RNA, 645 nt
Organism: Annulohypoxylon maeteangense
Lineage: Eukaryota; Fungi; Ascomycota; Sordariomycetes; Xylariales; Hypoxylaceae
Exons: 1
Coding region: 1-645 (214 amino acids)
Source: RefSeq, a predicted model, not a curated record
AUGAAGUUUCAGAUCGCUACCGUCGCCGGCCUUCUCAUGGCCGGCCAGGCUAUCGCCGCCCCCGCCCCUAGCGCCCCUCUCCAAACCAGGGAUGGCAAGACGGCGGCUCAGAUCGUCGCCGAGAUCGCGCCAGACUCCAAGACGUGCGCCAGCUCCACGGAGUGCCGCACCGCCGACCAAGCCGGCCCCCUGCUCGCCGACGCCAUGGUCAAGUACGGCGUCUACAGCGCAGGUCAGAUCGCAGGCAUCAUCGCGCUGACGGCCUUCGAAUCCGUCAACUACAAGUACAGCCACAACGUCUCGCCCGGCCGCCCCGGCCAGGGCACCUCGAACAUGCAGAUGUUCAACUACAACCUGAUGUACGCGCAGUCGAUCUCCGCGCUCAAGGGCAAGGUCUCGGGCGUCGAUGCCAACGCCGCCGACGCCAAGAAGAACGAGGUCCUCGCCCUCGUCAACACCGACGAGUACAACUUCGGCUCCGGCCCCUGGUUCUUCACCACCCAGUGCACGAAGGAUGUCCAGUCCGCCCUCGCCAAGGGCGACGACGCCGGCUUCUCCGCCUACAUGGGCUGCGUCGGCGUUUCCGUCACCGACGAGAGAAAGGCGUACUGGACUCGGGCCAAGGCCGCUUUCGGUCUUGCCUAA